Saccharomyces eubayanus is the source of this 2052-nucleotide messenger RNA. RefSeq names its product acetate--CoA ligase ACS2 (gene ACS2). Gene Ontology annotation, cellular component: cytosol. The record is from RefSeq and is a predicted model, not a curated record. Bases 1 to 2052 code for a protein of 683 amino acids. Gene Ontology annotation, molecular function: AMP binding; acetyl-CoA synthetase activity. The transcript has a single exon. NCBI's taxonomy places the organism in Eukaryota, Fungi, Ascomycota, Saccharomycetes, Saccharomycetales, Saccharomycetaceae.
AUGACAGUUAAGGAACAUAAAGUGGUUCAUGAAGCUCACAACGUGGAAGCUCGUAAGGCUCCUCAACAUUUUUACAAUAGUCAACCGGGCAAGGGUUACGUUACUGAUAUGCAAAAUUAUCAAGAGAUGUACCAAGAAUCUAUCAAUGACCCUGAAAAGUUCUUCGACAAGAUGGCCAAGGAGUAUUUGCAUUGGGACGCUCCAUACUCUAAAGUUCAAUCCGGCUCGUUGGACAAUGGUGACGUCGCAUGGUUUUUAAACGGUAAAUUGAAUGCUUCUUACAAUUGUGUUGACAGACAUGCCUUUGCCAAUCCAGACAAGCCAGCUUUGAUCUAUGAGGCUGAUGAUGAAUCUGAAAACAAAAUCAUCACAUUUGGUGAGUUACUAAGAAAGGUUUCUCAGGUUGCCGGUGUCCUAAAAAGUUGGGGCGUUAAAAAAGGUGACACCGUCGCUAUAUACUUACCAAUGAUCCCAGAGGCAGUCGUUGCUAUGCUGGCUGUUGCUCGUAUUGGUGCCAUACAUUCAGUAGUCUUUGCCGGGUUCUCCGCUGGUUCGUUGAAGGAUCGUGUCGUUGACGCAAACUCUAAAGUGGUCAUCACUUGUGAUGAAGGUAAAAGAGGUGGUAAAACCAUCAGUACCAAGAAGAUUGUUGAUGAAGGUUUGAAUGGAGUCGAUUUGGUGUCCCGUAUCUUGGUCUUCCAAAGAACUGGUACUGAAGGUAUUCCAAUGAAAGCCGGUAGAGAUUUCUGGUGGCACGAAGAGGCUGCUAAGCAAAGAACUUACCUGCCUCCUGUCUCAUGUGAUGCUGAAGAUCCAUUAUUUUUAUUAUACACAUCCGGUUCCACCGGUUCUCCAAAGGGUGUCGUCCAUACCACUGGUGGUUAUUUAUUGGGUGCUGCUUUAACAACUAGAUACGUGUUCGAUAUUCAUCCAGAAGACGUCCUUUUCACUGCAGGUGAUGUCGGUUGGAUUACUGGUCACACCUAUGCCCUAUAUGGUCCAUUGACUUUAGGUACCGCUACAAUCAUUUUCGAAUCCACUCCAGCCUACCCAGAUUACGGUAGAUACUGGAGAAUCAUUCAACGUCACAGAGCAACCCAUUUCUACGUGGCUCCAACCGCUUUAAGGUUAAUUAAACGUGUCGGUGAAGCUGAAAUCGCCAAAUACGACACUUCCUCAUUACGUGUAUUAGGUUCUGUCGGUGAACCUAUUUCCCCAGACUUAUGGGAAUGGUACCACGACAAGGUUGGUAACAAGAACUGUGUCGUUUGUGACACUAUGUGGCAAACAGAGUCCGGUUCUCACUUGAUUGCUCCUUUAGCAGGUGCCGUCCCAACGAAACCCGGUUCUGCCACUGUCCCAUUCUUUGGUAUUAACGCUUGUAUCAUCGAUCCUGUUACAGGUGUAGAACUAGAAGGUAAUGACGUAGAGGGUGUCCUUGCCGUUAAAUCUCCAUGGCCAUCCAUGGCCAGAUCCGUUUGGAACCACCACGAUCGUUACAUGGACACAUACUUGAAGCCUUAUCCUGGUCAUUAUUUCACAGGUGACGGUGCCGGUAGGGAUCACGAUGGUUACUACUGGAUCAGAGGUAGAGUUGACGACGUUGUAAAUGUUUCUGGUCACAGAUUAUCCACAUCAGAAAUUGAAGCAUCUAUUUCUAAUCACGAAAACGUCUCAGAAGCUGCUGUCGUCGGUAUCCCAGAUGAAUUGACCGGUCAAACCGUCGUUGCAUACGUUUCACUAAAAGAUGGCUACCUACAAAAUAAUGCCGCUGAAGGUGACGCCGAACAUAUUACCCCAGACAGUUUACGUAGAGAAUUGAUCUUACAAGUUAGAGGUGAGAUUGGUCCUUUUGCUUCACCAAAAACUAUCAUUCUAGUGAGAGACCUGCCAAAAACAAGAUCAGGCAAGAUUAUGAGAAGAGUCCUAAGAAAAGUUGCUUCUAACGAAGCCGAACAACUAGGUGAUUUAUCCACUUUGGCCAACUCAGAAGUUGUUCCUGCUAUCAUUUCUGCUGUGGAAACUCAACUCUUCUCUCAGAAGAAGAAAUAA